CUUAAUUCAGUGUCAAUGUUUGAACCUCUUAUAUACAUAACAGUCUCUGUCUCCAGAACUGAUGCAGAUAGUGCAGGAAACACUCAUAGGAAAUCAGAAGAAAUUUGUAGAAAGCCAAUUCAUUUUCUUCUUGUGAAACUUAACAAAUUGUCUCUUCUUCUAAGGGCCUGGAAGACUCUCUGUUGCAGGGCUGCAAACAAGGAGGAAACCAGAAAGUAUUCACUGACAGUUCACUCUGCACUUAUAAAAUUUACCAACUAUUUUCUUCGUCUAAGGAACUGGAAAACUCUGCUUCAGAUGGCCAAUGAAGCAAGACCUUGCCCAUGUGACCUUGGAGACACGUUUGACUAUGAAGGGAAGGGACAUGAAGUUUCCGUUGAACAUAUCAGGGCUUACCUGACCAAGCCUCCUCACCAUACCGAUAAAGCAAUCAUAGUGAUACAUGAUGUUUUUGGAUGGCAGCUACCAAAUACUAGAUAUAUAGCUGAUAUGCUUGCAUCUAAUGGAUACAUAGCAAUUCUCCCAGACUUCUAUAAAGGACAAGCACCUUGGACACUAUGUGAUGACUGGGCUACAUUUGAUUAUUGGCUAAAAACACGAGACUCCAAAAAUACCAACCGGGAAACAGAAGUUGUCUUGAAGUACCUGAAGGAACAAUGUCAUGCAAAGGAGAUAGGCGUCAUUGGAUUUUGCUGGGGUGGAGCUGCUGUUCAUCAUUUGAUGUUGCGGUAUUCUGAAUUUAAGGCUGGUGUAUCAAUUUAUGGAGUCAUUCGGUUUCAAGAGACCAGUUGUGAACUUAAGAACCCCACGUUUUUCAUUUUUGCCGAGAAUGAUUUCUUUAUUCCUCUUGACCAAGUUGCUGAACUGGAGCAGAAGCUAAAAGAACAAUGCAAAACUAAUUUUGAGGUGAAAAUUUACCCAAGACAAACCCAUGGUUUUGUACAUCGCAAAAGAGAAGAGAGUUAUCCUCAAGAUAAACCUUUCAUUGAAGAAGCAAGGAAGGACAUGCUUAAUUGGCUAAAGAAAUAUAUCUAACAAGUCAGCAGUCCCGCCGGCACAAGAGUUUAACCCACUGUGCCACCAGGGGCUCCAUUCCUUUUCUAUCAGAACUCACUAUAUAAUUAUAAAUUUCCCUUUCCAUUUAAUGCCUGCUUUGAUCAUUUGGGGGGGGGGGGACAACAACUUCUAUGUCUAAUAUUUGUCACUUGUGUUCUACUGAUUCCUUGGUUGACCUCCUGCCUUAUCAUCAAAAAUAUAUGAUUGAUGAAAGAUAGAAAUAUAUUUUGGAAAAUGGAAAUCUCCAUAACCUUUUGGAGAUUUUAUUAUCUUUGGAAAGGUAUGACCUUGUUAGAAGUCAUAACCUUUUGAAAAAGGAUGCCAUAACCUUUUGGGAAAAUAGCAUUCAUGCAAGGCAAUUAGAUUUCUCAGCUGUUAAACUGAUGUACCUAGGUAUCUCUUUGAACUGUUAGGGACAAAGAUAUACCAAAGCACUAUAUAUAUAUAUAUAUAUAUAUAUAUAUAUAUAUAUAUAUAUAUAUAUAUAUAUAUAUUCAAAGUGUUAUUUUCAGUCGCCCAAAAACAUCUACUCUCCCUUAAAACAUAUUUGCCUUUAAAUCAUGCUCUCAGGAGACAAAAAUAGGCAGAUUUCUUUAGAAAUAACAUAGUUGGUUUACUCACAAACUUCAUGUAUUCAGCAUACAAGUACUUUGCAUAUCAAUCCAGUUACAGAUAGGAUUUGAAGUAGUUUCUCUUUGUAGUUUCUCUUUCUUAUAAUCAAUGGUCUAAAGUACAAAGCAUCUCUCAGAGUCUGAGAGUCUAAUAGAGUCUCUAUAGCCUGUUUCAACUAACUUCUAAAUUGUGCUGGUUCUACUGAAUUCUGAAAGCAUACAUCUGUUUCUACUGAAGUCUUAAACAUACAGUUUCUAAAAUGGAGUCUGAGUCCUGAAUAAGCCCAGAUCUGAUCACAUGGUCCUCAGCCCCUCCCACAACAUAGAAUUAAGGAAAACUGCAUACCAAUACACAAAUAUACAAUACAGCAAGCAAUCUGAAUUAUAUACAUAGCAACUAGUGGAGGCUUGAAGAAGGUUGCUAUUUCCAACAACAUAAAAGUCAUGAGAAAUAGAGAUGUUCAGCAUAGGUUGGAGACUGAGAGAAGCAAAUUCUACAACAUGGCAGCAAAUACAAAAACAUAAGUGUAUGAAAUAAACAUUAAUAGAAAAUAGGUAGACAUUGCUUUUAAAAUGAUGACAUUGUGUUUUAUUAAAAUACCAGUAAUUAAGAUAGGAUCUGUGUAUGUUUAUAUUAGGAUAUCUCCUCUGUCCUUUUUAAAUGACUUUUAGCUGUGUCUCCUUUUCUUAGCUGAACAGAUUGUAUAAGGUGCUAAUUUUACAAAACAGAAUAAAUGAAAUCAUGAUAAAAA
Molecule: messenger RNA, 2419 nt
Organism: Anolis carolinensis (green anole)
Lineage: Eukaryota; Metazoa; Chordata; Lepidosauria; Squamata; Anolidae
Product: carboxymethylenebutenolidase homolog
Exons: 7
Coding region: 16-1035 (339 amino acids)
Molecular function (GO): hydrolase activity
Source: RefSeq, a predicted model, not a curated record